AUGACGUCCGCGCCGCCAGUCGUCGCGUACAAGGGAGGGAUCGCGGGGCUCACGGCGACGGCGGUGGCGGAGGAAGACGAGCCUUCCCCCGGCCGGACGUACCGGGGGAGCGCGGGGGUCAUGGAGGGGGAUGCGCGGAAGGGCAGGGGUCCGCGGCAGUUGCGCCCGCGCGCGGACGACCCGCAUGUGCGCGCGUACGCGCAGCACCUGACGUCGCUGCACGAGCGGACUCUCACCUCCGUCGGUGUCGCGUCGAGCAGUAUGGUGUACAGCUACAAUUUCGCCGCGAACUCAUUCUGCGCGGAACUCACCCCCACGGAGGCGCAGCAGCUGCGCGCGCGCCCGGACGUGGGGCGCGUGGCGCGCGGGCGCAAGGUGCGCGCGCUCACGACGUACUCCCCGCGCUUCCUCAAGCUCGGCGCGCCGAAGGGCGCGUGGGAGGCGAACGGGGGGAAGAUGAGCGCUGGAGAGGGCGUGGUGGUGGGGAUUCUCGACACGGGCAUUUGGCCCGAACACCCAUCGUUUGCGAAUCAGGGCUAUGGUCCCCCACCCAAGCAGUGGAAGGGCGCAUGCACGGGGCUGAAGAAGUGCAACGGCAAGGUGGUGGGCGCGCGCUACUUCCUCUCCGCGUACGAGCGCGAGUACGGCAAGAUCGCUCCGGGGGAGUACCGCUCUGCGCGCGAUGCUGGCGGCCACGGCACGUGGUGUGCGGGGGCGGCGGUGGGCAACAGCGGCGUGGUGCUGACGGAGCGCGACGGCACGCCCAUUGGGACGGCCAGUGGAAUGGCGCCACGUGGCAGGCUGGCGGUGUACAAGGCGCUCUGGUACAACGCGUCAGAUGGGUACGGCCACGACUGCGACAUCUUUGCAGCCGUUGAUCAGGCCGUCGCGGACGGUGUGGAUGUGCUCUCCAUGAGCAUCGGAUCGGGCGAAGAUACCUACUUUGGCGACCUGCCCCUCCUGCGCGCAGCAGAGGCUGGCGUGUUCGUGACCCUAGCGGCGGGUAACGCGGGGCCGCCAGGGUGCAUCAGCAGCUUCUAA
Closterium sp. Naga37s-1 is the source of this 1041-nucleotide messenger RNA. Lineage: Eukaryota; Viridiplantae; Streptophyta; Zygnematophyceae; Desmidiales; Closteriaceae. The record is from the annotation of a GenBank genome assembly.